AUGACUCGCCAUGGAGAUUGGCUCAUGCUUUGUACCACCGGGACAGCUUCACUAACGUCGAUCUUCAGACUUUUCUCGAAACUAGAUCAUGCCACAUCUUUUUGCAGGGAAAUCCAGGAUGACGGAUGUGAGGCAAUGAGUGAUGACAUACUCACGCGGAGGGCGGCAGGGGUGCCGUUCAAUGUGUUUUCUGCUUCAGCUCUUUGCGAGGAUUCUACUCGCAUCAAGGACAGUGUUGAAGCUCCACCUGUGGAACAAGCUGGAUUAAGGGAUUUAGCGUGUGUACCAAAUCCCACGUUUUCUAGGGUUGUCGAGGUUUGCCGAUGA
Molecule: messenger RNA, 327 nt
Organism: Strongylus vulgaris
Lineage: Eukaryota; Metazoa; Nematoda; Chromadorea; Rhabditida; Strongylidae
Source: the annotation of a GenBank genome assembly